Ahaetulla prasina is the source of this 1606-nucleotide messenger RNA. RefSeq names its product phospholipase A2 inhibitor PIP-like. The transcript is spliced from 5 exons. Gene Ontology annotation, molecular function: phospholipase inhibitor activity. NCBI's taxonomy places the organism in Eukaryota, Metazoa, Chordata, Lepidosauria, Squamata, Colubridae. Gene Ontology annotation, cellular component: extracellular region. The record is from RefSeq and is a predicted model, not a curated record. The coding region runs from base 89 to 769 and encodes 226 amino acids.
GCCAGACUAGCUCUCUCGGAAGCAGAGACUUUUGAUGCAUUCAACAAGCUUCCCAGCCCAGCUCUGAUUUCAGCCAACCACUGUCAACAUGGAGGUGUCUUUUGUCAUCUGCCUCCUUACGGCAUCCCUUACUCUGGUUUUUGCAAAGUCCCAGGAAUGUACCGUUUGUCAAUCAAGUGGAAAGAACUGCCAAGGGAAUAAGGAAGUCUGCCCUACUCCGGAAGACAAAUGUAGCAUCAUUUUAUUGGAAAAGACUUUAGGGCCACCCAGCCAUGCCACCAAGAAGAGCUGCAUCCGUCCAGAGGAGUGUAACAAGGGCUUGGCUGUUCUGGACAUGGGCAACCAGCAGAUCAUCAAAGGCCACGUUUCCUGCUGCGAGGACAAUCAGUGCACCCAUAAUUUCAGCUUGCCCGCCAGAAAAAUUGUAACUACCAACAACAAAAGAUGCCCUGCUUGCUAUACUGAGCCAAAGGAACAGAGUGGAUGCCAGGAGAAGACGAUUAACUGCACUGGAGAGGAUGAGAUAUAUUGUGCAGAAGUGUUUCUUCAGAAGAAAGAAGGAGGGAAAAAUACGACCACCACCAUGAAAGGAUGCGCCAAUAAAGCUUUCUGUGAGAAGAUGGAGAUAUCAGCCAUUGUUACCCCAUUUACUUUACUCCCCAAUAGCAAUUGUAAGAACACCACCGGGGCAGUCGACACCACAACUGGAUCGUUUGGACUCUUCCUCUCGGCCCAGGCUGGGCUCUUGUUGGUGACCAUCUUUUCUUGAUAUGUCCCCAGCAUUAAAACUCAGAUCUUGCUUGUGAAUUCUUCCCCCUCUCCACUGCUUAUCCCUCUUUGGCUUCACGCAGGUCCUCACCUUUCAGGAAAAUCCAGAGCUUUCCUUGUCUGCGCUUCGAGGAUUGAUUCCCAAUUAUUUGCUCUGCUGGGAUGCAGGAAAUCCAGGGCCAACAUCAACCAAUAUAUUUCAAGAGGGUUGAUUGGCAGCAGCUAAAGCUCUUUCUAGUAAUGCUCCUCCUCUUCUUAGCUCUGUUACCAGUUGACCUGCCCACCUUGAACAAGCGAGCUGUGAAAGUUGCAGGGCGCCUUCGCUUUGUCGUCCCAUCCAGCAGGGUUGAAAAUGGACACCAAGGAAGUCAAGGAAAUGGGUAGUGAGAAGAAUGAAAAAAAAAAGUGGGGUGAUCUGUCCAAAAGAUAGGCCUUCUGAGGGCCUAAUGCCAAAAUUUGCCUCUAAUCCCAGAUGGGGCUUCUAAGGGUUGAGAACAGAAUGGAGGGAUAGUGCUGCUAGUUACUCAGAGAUGGGAUUAAUUUACCUUCCCAUCCGGUUCACUUUGCUCGUCUGCAGUAGGCGCACAUUACAUCUGGACGGGUGGGUGGAGCUUUCCGCAGUCGCCGCUACAGGUUUGCCCUAACUGGAGGGAACCGGCUGAAUCCCACCAAUGUAGUUACUGGACACUGAAGAGAGUUCGCUGCGGCAUCAUCAUUGUCACACUUCGUGGAAACCAUUGUAUUGUCAACUCUGAAGCUGGCCUGUUUGAGGCCAUCUUGGAGGCUUCACUGCUGCCACAACAGCGAUGAGGGAUAGAGGGGGGGGGGAAUAGAGAUA